Molecule: messenger RNA, 1265 nt
Organism: Melitaea cinxia (Glanville fritillary)
Lineage: Eukaryota; Metazoa; Arthropoda; Insecta; Lepidoptera; Nymphalidae
Product: 3-oxoacyl-[acyl-carrier-protein] reductase FabG-like
Exons: 1
Coding region: 33-779 (248 amino acids)
Source: RefSeq, a predicted model, not a curated record
UUCACUUGAGCAAUUGCAGCAACAACAUCACGAUGAGUUUCAAGAACAAAGUUGCUUUAGUAACCGGAGCAAGCUCCGGCAUCGGAGCCGCCGCGGCGAAGUUGUUCAGCGACGAGGGAGCUCGCGUCGUGAUGGUCGGACGCAACGAGAAGAAGCUCUCUGCCGUGGCCGCGCGCUGCAACUCGCCGCUCGUGAUCCGCGCGGACGUCUCUAAGGACGAUGAUGCGAGACGAAUCAUUAACGAAACCGUCAAGAAGUUUGGACAAAUCGACGUCUUGGUCAACAACGUGGGCGUCACGAUAAACAACGGUGGACUACUUGCCGAUGAUAUGAUGUCGUCGUACGACGCCGUCAUGAGUAUCAACCUUCGGUCUUGCGUUCAUUUAACGUCCCUAGCUGCGCCGUACCUGAUCAAGACCAAGGGUAACAUUGUGAACAUAUCGAGCAAUGCAGGAAUAAUUGCACCGAUCGGUCCAGGAUUGGCGGCUUACUACGUUUCAAAAGCAGGCAUGAACCAUUUCACCGUCUGCGCUGCGGCGGAGUUGGGAGUUCACGGUGUGAGAGUAAAUACGGUCAGCCCCGGACCAGUGAGGACUGACUUCUUUGAAAACGCUAAAUCACCAAUCGAUUUCAACGAUAUUCGUCCCAUGACCCUUCUCAACAGAGUCUCGGAGCCGGAGGAAAUGGCAGACUUGAUCUUGUACCUCGCGAGCGACAAGGCUAGAGGAAUCACGGGAUCUAACUACCUCAACGACAACGGCAUGACCAUUAAACAUUAGAACUGAUCGUAAUAUUAAUUUACUCAAUAAAAUUAUAUUUAAGCAUGUCAAGCCUUUUUUUUUAAAGUUUAAUUUGUAUGAAAAUGAAUGCAACAAAAGCCAGUGUGAAGUCAUUUUGCAUAUUUCUAUUGUUGUUAUAACCCUUUGGCUGCGAAAUUCUCGAAAACCGUUAAAAAGUAUUGUACAUGUAUGUAACUGUAUUGUAAUGUAAGUUAUGACGGUGUGUCUAGUUAGAACAGAGUGUUCGAUGUAUUCAGUGUAUCACAAGUAGUAAGAAUUUUUCGGGUAUUUCUUAUUUGUCGCAUAUGUAAACUUACUACAUAAAUUAUUAAAAUAGAAUUUUUUGUCAAUUAUCCAGCCUUUCUUUCCGAGUACUGAAGAGUGACAGAAUAAUAAUACGACGUAUAUUAUAAUACUCGUACUUUUUUAAUCAAAAUAUGUUUUACGAACACUUUUAUGAAGGUUCUAAUAAAGUUUCACAAACAA